UCACAUGGAGGCCACAACCACAGCCACCACCAUGGCCAGGGCCACGUUCAUGAGCACAAGCGCUCGCACCACCAUGCCCACCCGCACACGGCGCGGCCCGAGGGCUUCCUGGAGGAAAACGACCCAGUGCUCAAGGGACUCGUGGCACUCGGAGGCAUUUAUGUGCUCUUCAUCAUUGAGCACUGUAUAAGGAUGUACAAGCAUUACAACAAGCAAAAGAGUAAGCAGAAAUGGUGCAAAAAGCCCCAGCCUGAAGACUCACCCAUUGGAAGGAAACUUUCUGAUCACAAGUUAAAUAACAGGCCAGAUGCUGACUGGCUGCAGCUGAAACCCCUCGCAGGAGCAGAUGACUCAGUGUUAUCUGAAGAUCGACUGAAUGAAACUGAACUGACUGACUUAGAUGGGCAGCUGGAAUCCCCUCCCAAAAACUUCUUGUCUGUAGAAGAGGACAACAACCUGCACCACUCUCACAACGAUGUCUCCCAUGCUGCACAAGAGCACGAUCUGCACGACUCAGAGUAUGACAGCCACGGCGAAGAUAAAAUGAUAGCUAGAAAGCACAGUCACCACUGGCAUCACAAACAUUCCCAUCAUUCCCAUGGCCACUGCCAUUCUGGAAAAGACCUGAAAGAUACUGGGAUAGCUAACAUUGCUUGGAUGGUAAUUAUGGGAGAUGGCAUUCACAACUUUAGUGAUGGCUUAGCAAUCG
Molecule: messenger RNA, 709 nt
Organism: Acanthisitta chloris (rifleman)
Lineage: Eukaryota; Metazoa; Chordata; Aves; Passeriformes; Acanthisittidae
Product: zinc transporter ZIP10-like
Exons: 3
Biological process (GO): positive regulation of B cell receptor signaling pathway; intracellular zinc ion homeostasis; zinc ion import across plasma membrane
Cellular component (GO): membrane
Molecular function (GO): zinc ion transmembrane transporter activity
Source: RefSeq, a predicted model, not a curated record